This is a messenger RNA of Hypoxylon fragiforme, 2216 nucleotides long. RefSeq names its product glycoside hydrolase family 125 protein. Gene Ontology annotation, biological process: carbohydrate metabolic process. The transcript has 3 exons. Bases 530 to 2089 code for a protein of 519 amino acids. NCBI's taxonomy places the organism in Eukaryota, Fungi, Ascomycota, Sordariomycetes, Xylariales, Hypoxylaceae. The record is from RefSeq and is a predicted model, not a curated record.
CAAAAAGUCAAUUUCAACACCUCAACUUCUCUUGUAACCUUUUACUCUGCACAUGUGUAAUACUCAAAACACCAAUUCUUUCAAUUCUCUAUAGUUACUCUGUUAUACUCUACCCUAGGUAUACUAUAUACUUUAUACUCUAUAACACUACCCAAGAGUCAACAAUAUUUGUCACUGGUAACCAGCUGUUAACAGGUACAUAAUAGUAUUAUUCAUCGUCCUUUAACCAUGCCGUUAUGCCAAGGUCAUCAAUGCAACACUUUUAAUAAUAACAACUAUCCACAUGGAUAAUACAACCCAAGACUCCAGGCCUGUUGGCUCGUUGGUCUGUUGGUUUUUUGUGCGGCUUACAUACCUAUUUAUGGACGUAGAAAUGGCACAGGGGAUGAGCCUAUAUGGCACAGCUCCAAUAGUAUUAGCAUGCUGAGGAAAGCAGGAUACGAUUCUUCCAUCUAUUCUCUAUUCCACUGUCGCUGUCGCGUUUUUACCAACCUGAAAAGAUAAAAACUCGUCAAAUAACCAGGUAGCGAUGCGUUUGCAAGAUGUGACAUGGUUGUUAUCAUUGGCCAGCAUGCCUAUCGGGCAUGCGAUUGGCAAAUCUUGUCCCAAUUACUCUAGCUUUUCUCAAUCACGAAACCCACCCCUAUCGUCCGGGGCUUACAAGCUCGCAUCUCAGCGACCGGCCCCAGAAUGCCGCACCUUCAACUCAACCCUGGUGGAGGACGCCAUUAAGCAGCUAAAGGAUAAGAUCUACGAUGAGGAGCUAUUCCGCCUUUUCGAGAACACAUUCCCGAAUACCCUCGACACGGCCGUCAAAUGGCAAGGGGUUGCUGCCAACAACUCCGCCGAGGAGCUAGCCUUUGUCAUUACCGGGGAUAUAAACGCCAUGUGGAUUAGGGACUCGGCAAACCAGAUCGCGCCCUAUAAAACUGUACUGAAGGAUAAGAAAGAUGACAUCGCCUCGCUGUUCCGUGGUGUUAUCAACUUGCAGGCCCGAUACCUCAUCAUAUCCCCCUAUUGCAAUGCCUUCCAGCCCCCACCCGAGUCGAGCAUGCGCCCGGACCAGAACGGCGGCAUCUACGCCGUCACGCCAUCGUACGAUCGCAAUAUAGUCUACACUUGCAACUUCGAGCUCGACGACUUUGGAGGCUUCCUGCAGCUUUCGCACGAUUACUACACUGCUACCGGCGAUGUUGAAUUCUUCGGCAAAUUCCAGUGGAUUUCCGCGGUACAGUCGAUUCUUGCCGCGUCGGAGGAGAUGAGGAAGCCUACCUAUGGACCCGACGGAGUAUGGAUCAGGCCCGCGUACACAUUUCAGUCGCAGACCAUGUCGGGCUCGGGCACGUUAGGGAAUAAUGGCAUAGGGAGCCCCGUCAACGAAACAGGUAUGGUGCGGUCUCCAUUCAGGCCCAGCGACGACGCCGCCGCGUUCGACUUUUCCAUUCCGGCGAAUAUGAUGUUGGCAAGGUACCUAGAAUCGACUUCGAAGAUCAUGGAACGACUACCGAACGCACCAAAGGAGUUAACACGCCAAAUGCGAGAUAUGGCCAGCGGGAUUAAGGAUGCCAUCAGCCACUGGGGAAUUGUGAAAGCACCGAACGGCAAACAGAUAUUCGCUUACGAAGUAGACGGCUUCGGUGGCCAGAACCUGAUGGACGAUGCGAAUAUUCCCUCGCUGCUCUCGGCGCCAUUCCUCGGGUACCUGGAUAAAAAGGACCCCGUCUAUCAAAACACGCGAGACUUCGUUCUCAGCAGAAGCAAUCCGUGGUGGUGCUCUGGCCCGUAUAUCAACGCCAUCGGGAGCCCGCACAUUAGGCCUGGAAUGGCGUGGCCCAUGUCCAGCAUCAUGCGAGCAAUGACCACCGACAACGACGAAGAAAUCAUCACAGCCGUCAAGGACGUGCUACGCAGCACCGACGGGUUCGGGCUCAUCCACGAAAGCGUCGACACCCACGACCCCAGCCAAUGGACCAGGCAAUGGUUCACCUGGGCAAACGGCCUCUUCGGCCAGCUGAUCAUGGACCUGGCGGACAGGAAGCCCGCCAUACUUCGGGAGAAUUUCCAGCCUUUCUUCAUCAACAAGGACUGAAAGGGACUGACUAAAGACGCUUCAUGUUUGAAUCUGUUGCAACGCGUUAUUGUUAUCAUAGAUACCUACCUACCUACCUGACUAGUUAGGUAACACUCUUAUAAUGAAUGAGCUCUUUUUUUUUCUU